Molecule: messenger RNA, 1116 nt
Organism: Nannospalax galili (Upper Galilee mountains blind mole rat)
Lineage: Eukaryota; Metazoa; Chordata; Mammalia; Rodentia; Spalacidae
Gene: Ccr8
Product: C-C motif chemokine receptor 8
Exons: 2
Coding region: 55-1116 (353 amino acids)
Biological process (GO): positive regulation of cytosolic calcium ion concentration; chemotaxis; immune response
Cellular component (GO): membrane
Molecular function (GO): C-C chemokine receptor activity
Source: RefSeq, a predicted model, not a curated record
CUCAGCAGCACUGGAGACUUCAGCCUGAAGGAUCAGCUCAGGUCCUCUUGCCUCAUGGAUUACACCCUGGAGCCCAAUGUCACGAUGACUGACUACUAUCCUGACUCCCUCACAAUCCCCUGUGACACGGAACUCAUCCUCAGAGACAGCACAUUGCACCUGACCAUCAUCUACUGCAUCCUGUUCAUACUGGGUCUUCUGGGAAACGGCCUGGUGAUCCUGGUGCUCGUAGCCUGCAAGAAGCUGAGGAGCAUUACAGACAUCUACCUCUUGAACCUGGCCAUUUCUGACCUGCUCUUUGUCUUCUCGUUCCCCUUUCAGACCUACUAUCUGUUGGACCAGUGGGUGUUUGGGACUGCCAUGUGCAAACUGGUCUCUGGCUUUUAUUACAUCGGCUUCUUUAGCAACAUGUUCUUCAUCACCCUCAUGAGUGUGGACAGGUAUCUGGCUAUCGUCCACGCUGUGUAUGCCAUGCACGUGAGGACGUGCAGAGUGGGCGCAGCCCUGAGCCUGGCAGUGUGGCUGACCGCCAUCACAGCUACCCUCCCAUUGUUGGUAUUUUACCAAGUGGCCUCGGAAGAUGGUGUCCUCCAGUGUUUCUCAUUUUAUGAUCAGCAGUCUUUGAAGUGGAAGAUCUUUACCCACUUUGAAGUAAACAUCCUAGGCCUGUUGCUCCCAUUUGCCAUCCUUUUGUUCUGUUAUGUCAGAAUCCUGCAGCAGCUGAAGAGCUGCCAGAACCACAACAGGACCAGGGCCAUUAAGUUGGUGCUCGUGGUUGUUGUUGCGUCUUUACUCUUCUGGGUCCCAUUCAACGUGGUCCUCUUCCUCACAUCCCUACACGACAUGAGUGUCUUAGAUGGGUGUGCUAUGAGCCAGAGGCUGGUUCUGGCCACCCAUGUCACAGAAAUCAUUUCUUUUACUCACUGCUGCGUGAACCCUGUUAUUUAUGCUUUCAUGGGUGAGAAGUUCAAGAAACAUCUCGUAGACAUAUUUCAAAAGAGCCGCAGUCACAUCUUCUUCUACUUAGGAAGUAAGAUGCCUGUGGAGAGCUGGGAAAGACACUCGUCUUUACAGCAGCGCUCUUCUCGGUCCUCCAGCAUGGAUUACGUUUUGUAA